ACCCCCGGGUUCAGGGAACGCCUUAGACAGCCUGGCGGUAGAUUCUGCUCCUGCGCUGAGGGGCCGGGGCGGGCUGAGCCUCAGGAGCGGGAGACGGAGCUGGCUGGGCCUCUGGUGCAGGAGCAGGGCUGGCAGCCGGCUGUGCCUCAGGGGCCGGUGCAGGCGAGGCGGCGGGAGCAGGUGCAGGCUGGGCCUCGGGAGCCGGUGAAGCAGCAGGGGCAGGCUGCUGAGCCUCAGGGGCCGGUGCAGGCGAGGCAGCGGGAGCAGGAGCAGGUGCAGGCGAGGCAGCGGGAGCAGGAGCAGGAGCAGGCGACGCGGUGGGGGCAGGAGACGCGGCGGGAGCAGGAGACGCGGCGGGAGCAGGCGAAGCGGCGGGCUGGGCGGGAGCCUCAGCAGGCGGGGCCGGGGCGGGGAAACCCUCGGGCUUCGCGGCACCACGGGGGCCGUGUCCUCGGAACCGCUCAUCAUGCGGUCGACCAUGGACUUGAGGUCGGCCAUCUGGAUGGUGACUCCUCCGGCGGCAGCGGGCUCCUGGCGCUUGACCUUGCCGGGGAUCCUGCCCAUCUGCUGGAUGACACCGGGGGCGGCGGCGGCAGGGGCGGCGGCGGCGGGAGCAGUGCCGGCAGCGGAGGUGGCGGCGGCAGGAGCAGCGGCAACGGGAGCAGCGACGGCAGCAGGGAUCUCGGCGGCCUUGCCGGCGCCUGCGCGCUGAGCACCACCGGCACCGGCAGCAGCAGCUCCGACGGUCAGAAUGAACUCGCCGUCGAGGCUUUGGACGGGAACAGCAACGCGCAUGUUGGCCAUGUCAAGGACGGGCUGGGAGUUGAGGGCCUUGAACUGGUUGUCGAGGAGGAGAGGCUGGUUGUUGUUGAGGAGGUUGUUGUUGGCGUUGUUGUUGGCAUUGUUGUUGGCAUUGUUGUUGGCGUUGUUGUUGUUGUUGUUGGCUUCCCGGUUCCUGUCUGCGUUGUUGCCGUUGCCCCGGCCGUUACCACCUUUGCCCUUGCCCUCCUGUCUCCUGACGCGACCAGCAGGCGCGAUAAUGUUCUGCUGAGCACCGCCGGGGUUCUGGAGCACGCCACGCUGGGCGACGCUGAUCUGGAGUGCUGA
Messenger RNA from Pyricularia pennisetigena, 1107 nucleotides. RefSeq lists its product as uncharacterized. The record is from RefSeq and is a predicted model, not a curated record. The annotation marks the transcript as partial. Lineage: Eukaryota; Fungi; Ascomycota; Sordariomycetes; Magnaporthales; Pyriculariaceae. The transcript is spliced from 2 exons.